Molecule: messenger RNA, 2584 nt
Organism: Dromiciops gliroides (monito del monte)
Lineage: Eukaryota; Metazoa; Chordata; Mammalia; Microbiotheria; Microbiotheriidae
Gene: DERL1
Product: derlin 1
Exons: 8
Coding region: 232-990 (252 amino acids)
Biological process (GO): endoplasmic reticulum unfolded protein response
Cellular component (GO): Hrd1p ubiquitin ligase ERAD-L complex; endoplasmic reticulum membrane
Molecular function (GO): misfolded protein binding; ubiquitin-specific protease binding
Source: RefSeq, a predicted model, not a curated record
UCCUUUCCGGAACACCCCGCCCGCCGCUCUCUACUCCCGAAUUCGGCCCCGCCACGUCUAGGGGGCUGCACCCUCUGGUCUCCGCCUCCUGUACCUGUCUCCCCCUCCUGCCGCGGCUUCCGCCUCCACAGCCUCGCGGAGCCGGAGCCGGGGCCAGCCGCGUAUUCAGGGGGCGGGCGGGGGGGCGGGGAGUCGGCGAAGCUGCUGGUCCCGUUGGCCGGAGCUGCGAAGAUGUCGGAUCUUGGGGACUGGUUCAGGAGCAUCCCGGUCAUCACGCGGUACUGGUUCGCCGGCGCCAUCGUGGUGCCCUUCGUCGGCAAACUCGGCCUCAUCAACGCAAGCUACUUCUUACUCUGGCCGGACGCUUUCCUCUACCACUUCCAGAUCUGGAGGCCAGUCACUGCAACCUUUUUUUUCCCAGUUGGCCCGGGGACUGGAUUUCUCUACUUGGUGAAUUUAUAUUUCUUAUAUCAGUAUUCUACACGACUAGAAACAGGGGCUUUUGAUGGAAGGCCAGCCGACUAUAUGUUCAUGCUCCUUUUUAACUGGGUUUGCAUCGUUAUUACUGGUUUAAUAAUGGACAUGCAGUUGCUGAUGAUUCCUUUGAUCAUGUCAGUACUCUAUGUCUGGGCCCAGCUGAACAGAGAAAUGAUUGUAUCAUUUUGGUUUGGAACACGAUUUAAGGCCUGUUACUUGCCUUGGGUCAUUCUUGUAUUCAACUAUAUUAUUGGAGGAUCGGUUAUCAAUGAGCUGAUAGGAAAUCUCGUUGGACAUCUAUACUACUUCUUAAUGUUCAAAUACCCAAUGGAUUUGGGAGGAAGAACUUUUCUGAGUACACCUCAGUGUCUGUACCGCUGGCUUCCCAGUAGGAGAGGAAACGUGUCCGGAUUCGGUGUUCCGCCUGCGAGCAUGAGGCGAGCUGCAGAACAUCAGCUUGGCGGAGGUGGUCGACACAACUGGGGCCAGGGCUUCCGACUAGGAGAUCAGUGAAAAGCUCAGCAGUGUUCAGCAAACAGGGAUACUGUGCAGUUAAGGAUUCUUCCUGGUGGGGGUUGUGCUUAAGACCUGUGUUCUAUCUAAUGCUGGUGGACCUGGCCCAUGCAGAAUGUCAUUUUUGGGGUACGAGAAAAAUUGUUAAAAGUCCCGAAGAGAAAUGUUAAAUUUCCCUCCAAAUUAGUGAUCACACUUUACUCUUUACUACUCUGAAGAAAGAAACAUCCACUCUGCAUCUUUCAAAACCAGCUGCUGUUUCUGUGUCUUCUCUUCCCCCUCCCCCUUUUCUGAACAGCGGGUACUCUGGUCCAAGUCUGAAUAUCUCUGUAGAUUUUUGUUUCUGUGGCUGUGUAACUAAAAUGUUGUCAAAAGACUGAUUAUGAGGGAACCCCCCCCACUCCUCUUCCCCCCCCCCCCCAAAUGCCAUCACCUUUCGAAAUUUAGAGACGGUCAUACAUUUAGUGAUGCUGCCUUUAUGGUGAGCUCUGUUACAUUCUGAUGUUGACUCUUGGGGUCCGUUUGGGUGCCAGGAGCUAUUGUGGAAGAACAGUUUUCCUUGCCUUUGAUGGCAGAAAGGAGGAGAGGGCAUCAGAACUUGAGAAAGAAGAUGGGAGAAGAUUGGCCGAGAAUGGAAGAAGAGAGAAGGACAGAAGCUGGCUUUGGCCUGACUCAGCAUGUCGGGUGUUGGAAGAGGCCAGACGCUGACCUCUCUGCAGGUGCUCUUGCAGAGCUGCAGCCAGACCUCACCUGUGACCAUUUGCCACACUUCUCCAGAUAUUUUUAUGUUUCAUUUGCCAUUUUAUUGAGUCAUGGAGCCAUGCAGACUUGUAUUAGGAUUAGCAACCUUGUCCAUCGUGGACUAGGAAUGGGAAGAGUGUUGCUUGCCAGAUCCCGCCCUCCCCCUUUUUUGAAAAACAAAACAAAACAUGUGAAUUGAUCCCAAACUGCAUUACACAUUAAAAGUUAAAUAUUUUUAAAGUGAACACAAGAAGGUCCAAAUGGAUUGCAAACACACUUUGGGUUAUCAGGAGUAUUUAGACUUGUUUCUGUUUUUGUUAUUCUGAGACAUGAAUGUAUAACUUCUGUGAAUCAAAACAAUAUGGAGAUCUCCUUUUUUCUAAGUGGGUUAUUUUUUUUUUUCCCAUCAGGGCAAGGUUUGUCACCAAAUAAAGCUUUUGAAGCCUACAGUGUUUCACACAACUAAAUGUUUCUUUUUUCAGCAUAUGUUUUUAGUCUCAAGUCAGCUGACUUUGCCAAGAUGUACUUCGUAGUUCCACAGAUUUGAGCCAGGAUGAACUGGCUUUGAAAGCUCUCUGUCACCAUUCUGGGUCCUAGUGUGGCAUUUGGUUUUUCCAUACACAGGCAUAUACAAGGAUCAGGGAUGGGUAUGUGUGUUGUUAGGGCUUUGUUGGUGGAAAAAUAGUUGCUUAUUUUCAACACCAAAUUUACAACUGCUUUCUUAACACCUGCCUCCCCGCUCUGAUUUUAUUUACAUUUCUUAAGAAGUUAGGCAGAGAGCACCUGAAAUUUGUUGUCAUAAUUUUCUGCUGUUGGCCAUAAAUAAAGUUUACCUAUACAGUUUUAGAAGCCA